This is a messenger RNA of Chironomus riparius, 1547 nucleotides long. The record is from the annotation of a GenBank genome assembly. NCBI's taxonomy places the organism in Eukaryota, Metazoa, Arthropoda, Insecta, Diptera, Chironomidae.
UUUCGUUGAGAGGAAUUAAGCAGACUAGUAAGGUCUAUAACAAUUCCAAGUGGUAGAAAAAAAAUCGUAGAGGUAGAACAAGUAAAAAAGAGAAUUUUGGAAAUAAUCAUAUUCGUGGUUUUGUUGGACCUUCAUGCUAAGCUAUUUCGUAAAGCACUCAAUUAGAAAAUUAACAAAAUGUUUCUCGGACGGAAGAGUAAUCAAUAUUGGAAAUUCCUGACAAUAGUUUUGUUAUUUGUAUUAUUGGUGACACAAAUUAACGCUGAUUUGGCACCGAAUGAGGAUGAUGAAGGUACAAAUGAAAAAAUUGACUUGGAACAGAAACCUUCUGAGGAUGGAACUAAAGCUCAAACACCAAAAACAAAUCUAGGAUUUAUUCAUGCUUUUAUAGCAUCAUUUAGUGUUAUUAUCGUAAGCGAAAUAGGAGAUAAAACAUUUUUCAUUGCGGCUAUUAUGUCUAUGAAAUAUCCUCGUCUAACAGUCUUUGGAGGGGCAAUUACAGCGCUCGCGUUAAUGACUGUCUUAUCAGCUGUGUUUGGCAUGGUCUUUAUUCAAUUCAUUCCACCAUCAAUUACUCGAUGGGUAUCUGUGGGCUUAUUUGUUGUAUUUGGACUUAAAAUGUUACACGAAGGUUGGAAAAUGACUAGCACUGAUGCAGCUGAAGAAAUGGAAGAAGUACAAGCAGAUAUUAGAAAGCGAGAAGAUGAGCUAACGCAAAGUAUGUUAGCGUUAGAAAGACGCAAUCAAACUGAAAUAAUAUUGGAUUCGGAGCCUAAUAUGACUAACAAUAUUCUAGCAAAUGGCAUUCACGCUGAGAAUAAAAUGCUUAAUAAGGACACGAGAAGUUCGCAAGAUGCUGAAGCUGGAGGAGCUAGGAAAAAAGCUAGUCCAUUCACGCUGUUAUUUAAGAUAUUCAUGCAAGCCUUUACGAUGACUUUUGUCGCUGAAUGGGGCGAUAGAUCUCAAAUUACAACAAUUAUUUUAGCAGCAAGAGAGAAUUUAUGGGGUGUCAUUUUAGGAGGAAUUAUUGGUCAUUCAAUUUGUACGGGAUUGGGUGUAAUAGGGGGAAGAAUAAUAGCUCAAAAGAUUUCUGUACGUACAGUAACCAUUGUCGGUGGUAUAGUCUUCCUCAUAUUUGCUAUUACAUCAUCAAUUUGGGAUCCAAAUGAUUCAGUCGGUGGUCCAGAGCCAGCAAGUAAUACCGGAGGAAACUGAACGCUAUGUAAUGCAGAAGGCCUUAACAAACCAACAGAAUUGAUUUUAUAAUAAUUGUAACAUGCCCGUUAGAUCUAUGUGAAUUACUUGUUUAUUUAUACUUUUCCACUUCUUUUUCCCAACAAAUCUUUCUCAUUAGUGCAGAAUUUAUUUUAUUUUUUCAUUCUAAAUGAAGAGUUAUUAUGAUAAGAAAAAUAGUGAUAUUUAAUGAAGGAUGAAAAUAAUAUAAUAAUAUAUAUGAAUGUAAAUAAGAGUAAUGAACUGAACCUAUUGUUAUUUUGUUCACUCUACACGUAGGUAAUAAAAACAAACUAUAUAUCACUUGACUAGAA